UCCGCCACAGAAGUCAGAUGCGCACAGCUCCAACUUCCUCCUGCGCGUCCAGUGCGCUGCGCUCUGCCGCUCCGGCCACAUCUUCGACCUCAGCCACGAGACAAGAGCGAGCAGCGACUGUGAAGGAGAUGGGAGCUACUUAAAAAAGAAAAGAAAAGAAAGAAAGCUAUGAGGAAUAUUCUUGCCGCAGUCAGCCGAACCUAGAACAUCGUAUUUACAAGCACAGGAACAGGAGUCGAGGUGGUCGAUUGGCGAGCGAGGGAACCAUGGGCUGUGUGGGCUCUAAGACGGAUCAGGAGCCUCACAGCAAAGACUCGGGUAAUGAUGAGCGGCAGAACCGCGCACAGACGGCCCACUAUGUCAAAGACCCCACCACAGGAAACUCAAGCAAAGCUCCUUACACCUCCAUGUCACUGUCUAUCUCUCCGCAGAGCAAAAUGCAAUCCAACUCAUAUGGAGAAAGUAUUGCCAUGGCACUGUACGACUACGAGGCUAUUCACGAAGGAGACCUCGGCUUCAAGAAGGGAGAAAAGCUCAGGAUCUUAGAGGAAAUGGGGGAGUGGUGGAGAGCUAUGUCAAUCGGUACAGGUCAGGAAGGCUACAUCCCCAGUAACUAUGUAGCCAAAGAUACUCUGGAGGUAGAGGAGUGGUUCUUUAAGGGCGUGAGCAGGAAAGAUGCUGAGAGACAGCUGCUGGCCACCGGGAACAAAAUAGGAUCCUUUAUGAUCCGAGACAGUGAGACCACCAAGGGCAGCUACUCUCUGUCUGUCAGGGACAGCGAUGUCCAGACCGCUGACACGGUUAAGCAUUAUAAGAUCCGAACGCUGGACAAUGGGGGAUUCUACAUCUCUCCCCGCAUCACCUUCAGCAAUCUGCAUGAGCUGGUCAGCCAUUACAAGAAGCUGGGAGAUGGCCUCUGCCAAACCCUGACCAACCCGUGCCUGAGCCCCAAACCAGAGAAGCCAUGGGAGAAAGACGCCUGGGAAAUCCCCAGGUCAUCUCUCAAACUGGAUAAGAAGCUUGGCGCAGGCCAGUUUGGAGAAGUCUGGAUGGCUACAUACAAUAAGCAUACCAAGGUUGCAGUGAAGACCAUGAAACCUGGCAGCAUGUCGGUUGAGGCCUUCAUGGCGGAGGCCAACCUAAUGAAGUCGCUUCAGCAUGAAAGAUUGGUCCGACUCCAUGCUGUGGUCACCAAGGAGGAGCCAAUCUAUAUCAUCACUGAGUACAUGGAGAAAGGUAGUUUAUUAGACUUCUUAAAGAGUGAUGAGGGGAACCGUGUCAAGCUCCCCAAGCUCAUCGACUUCUCUGCACAGACUGCAGAGGGCAUGGCCUACAUUGAGCAGAGGAACUACAUCCACAGAGACCUGAGAGCUGCCAACAUCCUGGUCAGCAAGGCUUUAGUGUGCAAGAUUGCUGACUUUGGCCUCGCUCGUAUCAUUGAAGACAACGAGUACACAGCCAGAGAAGGAGCCAAAUUCCCCAUCAAAUGGACAGCCCCUGAGGCCAUCAAUUAUGGCUCUUUCACCAUCAAAUCUGAUGUCUGGUCUUUUGGCAUCUUGCUGACUGAGAUUAUCAGCUAUGGACGCACACCAUACCCAGGGAUGACCAACCCAGAGGUGAUCCGUUCCCUGGAGACAGACUACCGAAUGCAGCGCUUGGACAGCUGUCCCGUCGAACUCUAUGAGAUCAUGCUGGAGUGUUGGAAGAAGAAGCCGGAGGACCGUCCCACCUUUGAUUACCUGCAGAGUGUCCUGGAGGAUUUCUACACAGCCACAGAGAGCCAGUACCAGCAGCAACCAUGAGAGUGAAGAUCCUCAGACAAGUUUUCUGUUACAAUAUUCUUCUGGUCGUACUUAGCAGCAAGUCCAGUUUCUAUAUGAAGCAGUGUAAUUUGGAAAGUGCUCCAAACGGCACUCUGUGGUCAAGCCCUUAUUGUAACAAGGGACAGUACAAAAAUUAUUGGGGAGGGUUUAACUUUUUAUCAAUUAGGAAGCUAGGCCUUACCUAACAUUUUUAAUUGUUUGAUUCUACCAUUAAAUUAAUUUGAACAUUUAAAGAAAUGCAACCACAGUAUAAAAAGCUUCCCCUGUUCCGCAUGCCGAUGAUGUGUCCUUGGGCAAGACACUUAACCCUAAAUUUCCUCUGGCGGGUCUUCCGGCAGACUUUGAAUGUGUAUGAAUGUGAUGAAAAGUGCAGUAAAUAGCAGCGCAGUACAGUAUGAAUGUGUGUGAAUGGGUGAAUGUGACUUGUCCUGUAAAGCGCUUUGAGUAGUCAAUAAGACUAGAAAAGUGCUAUAUAAAUACAGUACAUUUACCAUUUACCAUUUACCUCAUACUAACGUCAGUUGCACAAUUGGUUUGAUCAUAGGCUAAUAUGGCAAAAGCUACAUCAGCCAUACUGGAUGUUUAUGGUCACAAAACUAACUGUUAGUCAUUUGGCAAUCUUGUUAACCACAAGAUCGGUGCAUUAUAGAGAGAGAUGCUAUAUGCAUAUUUAUCUACAGUUUAUAAUAUAAUAAGUGACCAACAACACAAAGCUUUGAAUAACUUAUUUUCAAUUGACUUGUACUUACUCUGUUGAUUAUGUUUUACUAAAAAUGAUGUGUAUUCUGAGGGGUGGGUUGCAAAACUGGACCUGUGCAGCACUCUUGGUUUACAAGUGAAAAUAGCACAUGUGCUCGGAUAAGCCCUGCCACAAAAGGAUAGACUUAGGAUAGCGCACUUAUACAAUUUCCAUGUUAGCCUGAACAGUCGGACCGAACAAUAUUUUUCUGCCCUCACCCGCUGUAUAAUUUUUGUUCAGUCCCUAACACUCCAGCACCUAACAUUCCAGGUAUGUCUGCGAGACAUCUGCAAUAUGUAGAUGGCCAUACUAUCCAGCACAUGCUUUUGUGAAAGCAUGACUAUCUCACACAAAAUUAAUUUAACACAGUACAUAGAUACGCACGUGAUCACAGACAAACAACCGUAAGCCACCUGAAAGCAGUGACAGUGAAAACACACUGGAUUGAGCUGUUAUGCUCCAGCACACACUGUGCAUUCAUAAGGUAUAACCGCAACACAGAUUUUCACAGUGAAAUGUGUGCUGUGUCCAGCUGUGUUGAUAUCAACGAUUCAGCGAGCAAAGCUGUUAAAUGUGUGUUUAAAACUGUGAAAGGAAAGUGGGAACUCUGGACGUUACACAGAGUUCAAGACAAAUUGAUGAAAUUCCAUAGAUAUUUUUCCACUAUGCUGUGGCUUGUUUCAGCAUUACUCCUUGAUAGUGCCUUCUGCAGUGGUUGUUUCUGUCAGUCUUAACAUUUACAAUAUAUCCCAUAUGCUCUGUGUGUACACCUAUAUAAAUAAAGAAAUUUGUGUAUUUAGGAAUAAGUUCUUUAAUGUGAAGUCAUUUAUAAGUUGUAAUGCCUGUUGAUUCUUGUCACCCAUUAAAAGCUAAUGUUAUGUA
Messenger RNA from Scophthalmus maximus (turbot), 3444 nucleotides. RefSeq names its product HCK proto-oncogene, Src family tyrosine kinase (gene hck). NCBI's taxonomy places the organism in Eukaryota, Metazoa, Chordata, Actinopteri, Pleuronectiformes, Scophthalmidae. Gene Ontology annotation, molecular function: ATP binding; signaling receptor binding; non-membrane spanning protein tyrosine kinase activity. Gene Ontology annotation, cellular component: extrinsic component of cytoplasmic side of plasma membrane. The record is from RefSeq and is a predicted model, not a curated record. The transcript is spliced from 13 exons. The coding region runs from base 267 to 1802 and encodes 511 amino acids. Gene Ontology annotation, biological process: protein phosphorylation; innate immune response; cell surface receptor protein tyrosine kinase signaling pathway.